AUGGAGCACACCUCAUCCCAACCCAACUGCUCGACUGGAACUGGUAGCGCAAUGAUUCCAAUCGGCACGCACAGUCUCUACAUGGCUGUUACCGGCAUUGUCCGUCACCCUCAUGAUCCUAUUGUGGUUAUCCUUGCUGGUGCGGGUGAUGUUGCCUCAUUACGUACCAUGCUCUACGACCACUCAGAACUAGGGCGCAGUGAAGAUGGUCCCAAUCGACCUACAGCCGUUACAGCCGCCCAGGAACUACAUGCACUUCUACAGACCAUUCAGAUCCCUUCUCCUCUAUUAUUCGUGGGCCAUUACUAUGGAGUGAUUAUCGCCCAGGAAUACCUCAACUUGUAUCUUGAUGAAGUCAUAGGGAUGAUUCUUGCUGAGAGCACCAUAGAAUGA
Molecule: messenger RNA, 393 nt
Organism: Monascus purpureus
Lineage: Eukaryota; Fungi; Ascomycota; Eurotiomycetes; Eurotiales; Aspergillaceae
Source: the annotation of a GenBank genome assembly